Messenger RNA from Cavia porcellus (domestic guinea pig), 3137 nucleotides. It is a transcript of the gene Prr29, whose product is annotated as proline rich 29. The coding region runs from base 85 to 648 and encodes 187 amino acids. The transcript is spliced from 6 exons. The record is from RefSeq and is a predicted model, not a curated record. NCBI's taxonomy places the organism in Eukaryota, Metazoa, Chordata, Mammalia, Rodentia, Caviidae.
CAGGGUCAGACCCGCGCAUGCGUGGGAGGAGUCUUGCCCUGGCGUCGGCGUUGCCGAGGUAACCCAAAUCAGCGACUGCAAGCCAUGGCUUCCGGGGCCAGCAGGAGCUGGGGUCGCGUUCCACCACAGCUUGCGGCCACGUCGCCCUCAGUGACCAUCCUGCAGCCCCUACCUUUGAUCGUCUCUGGUCCACCCCCGCAGCAGGGCAGCGUGAAGGAAGAUCUGCUGGAAUUGAUGUCGCUGCAGAACGCGCAGAUGCACCAGUUGCUGCUGAGUCGCCUGGUGGCAGGGGCACUGAGCCCUGAGCCAGACUCCCAAGGUCAGCAGGUCUACCUGGAGGGGCAGCAGGAAGAGCCAGAGGAGGAGAUGUGUAUCCGGCAGGAAGCGCCCUUGGUGUUCCACCACUACUACCUGCCCUACCCAGUGGCCUCCGUGGGCCCCUUGGCCCUCUGGCCAGCGGCUCUCCUUCCUUUCCCCUUGAGCCAACCCUACUCCCAGGCUAUGCCAGGAAUCUGGCAGCAGCCUCCUGCUUCUGGGAAAACGAAGAUGAGAGCUGUGCCGCCACCCCCGCCCCCCAGUGCUACAGAGACCGUGGGUGUAGAUGUGCCGCCAGCUUCAGACUACUAUGAUGCUGAGAGCCUGCUCUGAGGAUGGACGCUCGCAGGGGUCCUCACCAGAUCCAGCGCAGGCCUGAGAAGUGCCCUGUAGUCUCCAGCUGCCUGCUACUGUCUGCUGACGCUGCACCCAUGCUGGCAGCCCUCUUCUCUAGGGGUGGGGAUCCACCCUCUCCGCUCCACUGCCACCCUGAACUGGCCUGGAAGAGAUCCUUCAAGCCUACACAGUGGCCCCAAAGCCGCAUAGCCCUACUCUGUCCCCUGGUUUCCUGCCUAGACCAGCCAAUGCUCCCACACUAUAAGCCCUAGCCUACCUCUGUCCCUUUCUGCUCUGGAACAACAAAAGCUGUGAGGUCACUUUCUGGAUUAAGAAUCAGGCAGGAGGCAAGAGGAAAGGGCUGCUCCUGUUUCUCAAGCUCCUUGAAGCUCCCUUGAGUGGGAGAAGCUGAGUCAGUGCCCUUGGGACCCCACAGGCAGCCCAGGGAGCUGAUCUUGGCAGCCAAUAGAGGCCCAGCUCGGCCCUACUUCUUCCCCAGGAAUGGCCUGAGGUCCCAUGGGGCCAAGUUCCCAAGUGGGAACAGUGUCCUUUGCCCCUCCAGGCCAGGGUGUUUCCUUGCCCUCCCUCAGUAGCACUUAGUGGCCCAGACCAGAAUGAGAGGGGUCAUGUGGUGCCUGGUCUGCUCAGUGACAGUCUUCUGGAGCUGGGCUGGCUGCAGCCCCUGAAGGCUCCUGAGACGAAGAGGACAGGGAGGAGACACAUCUAGGGACAGAAGGCCAUGCCUGUUCUUCCCCUUCCCAGGAGCAGCUGUGGAGGAGACAGGUUAAGUCCAGGUGUUUGUAUUCAGGCUAGAAAAAGAAAUGUCCCCAGAGUCCCAUGCUGCUGUCACAGUCCAUCAGCCAGGCUGGAUCCCAGCUCCGAGGAGCUAUGCUAGAUUCUAGCAGCCACCAUGGGGGCUGCCCCGUGGCUCAUGCGGGCUGCCCCCGGAAGGCCUGGGGCAGCCUCUGCCAGGCAGCCAGUACCCCAUAGAAGCCUGUCUCCCUCCGGCACUGGUGCUUGCCAAUGAUACCGCAGAGCAGGAUGGAUGUCACAAACAAGAACAGCAGAAGUGAUGUGACCGCGACAAUGAUGACCAUCUGGUUGUCCUGCACAGGCUCUGGGGAGGAAAUAGAUGUCUUAGAAGACUCAGGUGCCAGCGUGUGGCAAAGGAUCAGAUGUCUACCCCUCACCCUGCACCCACUUAUUGAUCCUUCAGUCAUCCUGCUUUCCAAGAGGAGUGGCCCAUGGUGUCUGCCUUCAGAGUGCCAGCUAGAAGAAAAGUGGCCCAGGCUGCAGCCACCAGCCAGACCUCUGUGAUAUGGUGAGGGCAGAAGUUCCCUGGGACCAGAAUAUGGUGACCAGACACCGUGACACAGUCCUUCCCCCUCCACAGGCAGAGCAAACAGAGCCCCCCCAGGGCAGGGAACACUUUGGCCAUGGUCAUGGAACACAGGACUUGGGGACCUCUGGGAUAGACAGGCCACACUGUGGAGAGAAGUCAAAGAUGGAAAGCAGGGGUUGCCUUGGUCAAGGUCACACAGCUGGAUAAUGAGCAUGCGGCUAAUUGAGCUCUCAUGACUUCUAGAAUAGUCAGGAUCCAGGGUGAGGGCUUAGCAAAAGAAUCAAGGAAGGAUGGGAGACUUUAGGGUUAAGUGUGCACCCUAACUGGCCUGAGAGUAGCACUCAGGUUUUUUUCUCCUUACAAGAGGCCCAAAAGCCAAUGGGACCCAUCCUCUCCCUGGGAUCUGAUUACCAUAGACCUGGAGGACCUGGGGCUCCGAGAUGCUGCGGAUGAGGUCCCCGCCUCUAGACCUCAGGUCCAGCUCGGCCUGGCAGGAGAAGUUGAGGGGACCGCUGCCUUGCGGAGCAGUGCUGAUGACUGUGGUUGCGGCUUCCAGGGGGACAGGCGCUGCCCCGACAAAGGUCUGGUUGUGCACAGUCUCUUGGCCACGGAACACGGUGAGGGUAAGACUCUCGAGGGGUUCCACAGCAGCCACCCUGCACUCAAUGGUGAAGGAUGUGCCCACGGCCACCCGUGUGGGCUGCAGCUUCAGCAUGACCUGCUUUGGAGGCUCUGCAGGGGAUGGAGGAAAUAGGACUGGGGUGAGCCCUGCAGGUCCCACCCAGCCAGGGCACCUGACACCCGAGGUGAUCCAGCUCCCUAGCUGCCCUUGUGAGGGAGAGAAUGGUCUGGGAUCUGGCCUGCUCUGGUGCAGAGAAGAAAAAGGAGCAGUCCAGGGUGAGGAUGUGCUUGGCGGUAGUUUUAUGGUCAUGAUUUAGAGAAUAGACAAGACCGGUGAAGAAAAGGCUCUGAACUUGUACAACCAACUUGGAAGAUAUAAAAGCUUGGAUCUGUGCGUCUCCCUCCUCUACAGGUAUAUUAAAUACAAAUAUUAAAGGUUAAAACAAUUGGUAAGUCAAGAUCCUGUAUACCCUCACCCCACGCAGGAAAUAUGAAUAAAAUGUAAAUUUGGGGCCUCUUUCUA